AUGAGUACCAACCCAUUUUCCUUGGAUGAAGUUCUCGCAGUUGCGAAGAUCCAUCCGCUUUACAACCCUAAUAUACUUUACCCACCCAGCCCUGAGGAAAUCCAGGCUACUGUGCAGGCACAAUCUAGUACGGACUCUGGUAUCAGCACCCUCGAGUCAUGGCCCCUAACUACCAAAAAGGACCUCUACAAAGUUAUCGAGCGAUUAACCAAGGACACGAGCCCCCAAAAUGAAUACCGGCGUAGCUCCUACGUCAGCGUUACCGGCGGCGGUUCCGGAGAUAUGCCCUUGAUGUUUUUCACAGAUCUGAAAGAAAACCGUCAACAUCACGCAGCGUUUGGCGAGUUUCUGCGCACCUGUGGAGUUGUCGAGCCGCAUGAUUGGAUACUAACGACGCAUACCUCGGGGUAUUUAUAUAGAUCACUCGACCUCCUGACCGAGAUCCUGGAAAAUGCAGGAGGAACCAUAUUGAGCGCCGGCAAUCUGAUGAAACCGAGCGAAGUUGUGCGCGCACUGGCGCGAUACAACGUCAAUGUGUUGACUGGCGAUAGCAGCCAAGUCAUUCAAGUCAUUCAUCAUAUCUCGACUCUUUCAGCAGACGAACGAAAUGUGAUCAAGUUAAAUAAAGUGAUCUACACAUCCGAGCCACUUAUUGACAGUCAGAAAAGAUAUAUUCAUGCCAUUCUGGGUCCGGCAGUGAAGAUAUACUCCAUCCUGGGAAGCGCAGAGGCAGGGCCUUACGCAAUCCAUAACCCUGAUCUUACUGGAGAAGCAUCGUCAUAUCACGAUAUGUCUAUAGACUUUGUGUUUGAUACCCGCAGCAUCCUUGUUGAGAUCUUCCCUCGUUCCAUCAUGGAAAGUGAUACGCCCUCCUCUGAUUUGAAGCCUCUUCCAGAAGGCGAAGAGGGUGUCAUUGUGCAAACGUCUUUACAACGUCGACGUAACCCGCUUGUGCGCUAUAUCACUGGAGACCUCGGAUCCGUCCGUCCAGUGCCGAAUAUUGCAAGGUCAAUUGUCCCGGAAUCUGAGAUGGAAUACUACCGCGUCCUCCGACUCCGGGGUCGUGACCGUCGGUUUAGCUUUAAGUGGUAUGGUGAGUAUUUUGAAUUUUCGAAUAUCGAGAUGUUCAUGCAGAAGGAGACGUUUGGCAUUUUACAAUGGCAGGUUAUCGUAGGGACGCUUGAUUCUUCUCCCCAGACAACACUUGAGAUUAGGAUGCUUCGUGCCGCUGCAAGUGACGAUAUGAUCUCUCUUGAGCAGUAUGUUUAUGAAGUGGAGAGGUUUUUCUUUGUUUUACCGGAGAAUAGGCAUUUGUUUAAUUUGACCUUUGUUGAAGAUAUACGUGGGUUCGAGAAGAGCGGUACGGGGAAUAAAGUUAUGAAGUUUGUGGAUAGAAGACGCUAG
This is a messenger RNA of Aspergillus luchuensis, 1404 nucleotides long. RefSeq lists its product as uncharacterized. Bases 1 to 1404 code for a protein of 467 amino acids. The record is from RefSeq and is a predicted model, not a curated record. The transcript is spliced from 3 exons. NCBI's taxonomy places the organism in Eukaryota, Fungi, Ascomycota, Eurotiomycetes, Eurotiales, Aspergillaceae.